Messenger RNA from Manihot esculenta (cassava), 1599 nucleotides. RefSeq lists its product as uncharacterized. NCBI's taxonomy places the organism in Eukaryota, Viridiplantae, Streptophyta, Magnoliopsida, Malpighiales, Euphorbiaceae. The transcript is spliced from 6 exons. The record is from RefSeq and is a predicted model, not a curated record. Bases 1 to 1599 code for a protein of 532 amino acids.
AUGGAUGGGGCUAUUCGGCAAACUGCUGAGACUGUUUUACCCAGGUCGUCUGGCCGGCCUCCUCCUCUGUUUGUUGUCCGGGCCUCAAAGAGGUUCUGGGCUGUUGGGGAGUUUGCUCUAACUUUGCCUUCCCUCAAGAGGGAGAAAGAAAUUUCUCCGGUGCCCCUGUUAUCUUCUUUUGAUAUAAAUGGAAGUGGCGAGAAAGAUCAGCUUAUUGCUCCCAUCGAUGUGAAGUACCAGUAUUAUGCGAGACUGAGAUCUGCUGCGAUCAGUCAAGCUUCUAGCGAUGCCUACGAAUGGGGAAAAUCUAAGUCCCCUGCUACUGAAGACAAAGAGGCCUCUGGGACAGGAAUGGAGAUCAUCCUCCUAGAUGACCAAGUCUCAGAGGUUUCUGCUCAAGAUGCCCCUGCCUCUGUGAGGACUGGAUCUGAGGGCGUUCUACCAAAGACCGGGGAUAAACGCCCAGCCCCAUCUGAAACAUCUGCUCCAUCUCCAGCUCGGAAGAAAUCCAGGGCUGCCACAGGACCUUCUCCAGCUCUUCCUCCCCUUGGGAAAAAGAAAGGUGUUCCUGCUAUGCCGUCAUUGUCUCCUUCCGACCGCCGGAUUGAGGAGGCGCGUCUGGAAGAGAACUUAUCUGCAACCAGUGACGCAAGGGGUAAUCUGGUAGCUGCUCGAGAGCAAAUCCAGUCCCUCCAAGUGGAGCUGCAUUCGGCGCUAGAGGCCCUUAAAAAGGCUGAUGAGAAGGCGGUUGAGACAGCAGGGCAUACCAAGUCUUUAGAAGCAGAGCUGUCUCAGACUCGCGAGGUUCUCAAAGUGUCUGAUGAGAGGGCAGCUGCCUUGGAGGUUUGCUGCGAAGGGGUUUUAAAGCAGCUGUCUUCUAUGACAGAGGCCCUUAGCGAAAGGGAUGAGGCCAUGAGGCAAAAAGCUGAGGUCCAGCAACAAUAUGGGGCCUUAAAGGCCGAUUUUGAAGAGCUUCAAGCUCAGCUGAAGGAAGUGAAGGCUCAGAAGAAAACAGCCCUAGCUCGGGUGGAGGUCCUUGAGCAGGAGUUGAGCACGAGCUCUGAUUGUAUUAGAGAUCUGGCUUUAUCGGCUGAGGAGUUCAACCUUCGCCACCAGCAACUCAACCAUGAAGUCAAGACCUUAGAGCGCAAGUGUUCAGCCCUGCUUGGGGUAGUGAAGCAUGUUGAAGGUAAGGCUCAACUAGUGCGCGAGCAAUGUAUUGCAGAGUAUCAGGAGUCUGAUGAGCUGAAAAAGAAGAUCAAGCAGGCCUCUGAGGCCUGUGAGGAACAUCUCGAUGAAUAUAAAGCUUCUGGUGAAAUGAAAUCGGCUGUUCUUAAGAAAGCCUUCCAUUGCCGGAGGGACAUAUGCCGGCCUGCUGAGUCUUCUUCGGAAGAGUCCGAGCUAGAGGGGGAGGACGUGGAAGUCCCUGAGUCAGGGAAGGAUGACCCUAACUCUGAGAAGGAGGAUCUCCACCUUGAGUCAGAGAUAGCUCCUGUUGUAAACGUUGAGGGCUCUGAUCCAAGGGAUUCUGAGCUUCCUGCAGAUGUGACUGCAAGUAGAAAUAAUGUAGGCGAGGGUGUUCUUACUGAUAUAAACUGA